Molecule: messenger RNA, 876 nt
Organism: Biomphalaria glabrata
Lineage: Eukaryota; Metazoa; Mollusca; Gastropoda; Planorbidae
Exons: 2
Coding region: 1-876 (291 amino acids)
Source: RefSeq, a predicted model, not a curated record
AUGGAAGCCGACAGAAUAGAUCUCUUGCAUGGGAUGGAAGCCAACAGAAUAGAUCUCUUGCAUGGGAUGGAAGCCGACAGAAUAGAUAUCUUGCAUGGGAUGGAAGCCGACAGAAUAGAUAUCUUGCAUGGGAUGGAAGCCGACAGAAUAGAUCUCUUGCAUGGGAUGGAAGCCAACAGAAUAGAUCUCUUGCAUGGGAUGGAAGCCGACAGAAUAGACCUCCUGCAUGGGAUGGAAGCCGACAGAAUAGAUCUCUUGCAUGGGAUAGAAGCCGACAGAAUAGAUCUCUUGCAUGGGAUGGAAGCCGACAGAAUAGAUCUCUUGCAUGGGAUGGAAACCGACAGAAUAGAUCUCUUGCAUGGGAUGGAAGCCAACAGAAUAGAUCUCUUGCAUGGGAUGGAAGCCGACAGAAUAGAUCUCUUGCAUGGGAUGGAAGCCGACAGAAUAGAUCUCUUGCAUGGGAUGGAAGCCGACAGAAUAGAUAUCUUGCAUGGGAUGGAAGCCGACAGAAUAGAUCUCUUGCAUGGGAUGGAAGCCAACAGAAUAGAUCUCUUGCAUGGGAUGGAAGCCGACAGAAUAGACCUCCUGCAUGGGAUGGAAGCCGACAGAAUAGAUCUCUUGCAUGGGAUGGAAGCCAUCUGUUUGAAAACUGUUAUUAUGGACAACUGUAUGAUCUUGCAUGGGAUGGAAGCCGACAGAAUAGACCUCCUGCAUGGGAUGGAAGCCGACAGAAUAGAUCUCUUGCAUGGGAUGGAAGCCGACAGAAUAGACCUCCUGCAUGGGAUGGAAGCCGACAGAAUAGAUCUCUUGCAUGGGAUGGAAGCGGACAGGCUAGACCUCCUGCAUGGGAUGGAAGCCGACAGAAUAGAUCUCUAG